Messenger RNA from Spodoptera litura, 3834 nucleotides. RefSeq lists its product as uncharacterized. Gene Ontology annotation, cellular component: cytoplasm. The record is from RefSeq and is a predicted model, not a curated record. NCBI's taxonomy places the organism in Eukaryota, Metazoa, Arthropoda, Insecta, Lepidoptera, Noctuidae. Gene Ontology annotation, biological process: proteasome-mediated ubiquitin-dependent protein catabolic process; multicellular organism development. Gene Ontology annotation, molecular function: ubiquitin conjugating enzyme binding; ubiquitin protein ligase activity.
AUCAUAGAUUCCAGAGAGUUUUUGCAACUGUCAGACUGUCACUCUCUGCCAGUGCCAGGCCAAUUGUUUAAUGUCAUAUGUCAUUAAUUUUAUUGUGAAAGGUUUUAUUUGUAUCGUCUUGUGAGUUAAUUUUGUGAGAAAAGGAAAUAUUUAUAGUUUACGGUACUCGUAGCAGCUUAAUGUUUGCUGAUGUUAUUGUAAUAAAUAAUACUUAAAAUGGGUAGUAGGAAAGAAAACCUCAAGAAAACCCUGGGAAUAUCGGAAUAUCCGUGGAGUUCAGAUGAUGAUGAUACUCCAUCACAACCUCUACAGGUGUUGAGGAGACAAGCAGAUGAACCUCGGCCCAGUGUGGCUGACAUGCCUGGAACUAGCAGCGGAAAUGAUGAUGCGUGGUGGACAGACCCGACUGGGAGUCAGCCCCAUCAAACAUCUGUAUCACAACAAGCGUCGCAUUCACCCGCAACAGCGCGUAAACAACAAGCUAAACUAGACCAUGCUCUGUUCUGGUCCAUCAUCAAUAAUACACCAAGGCCUUCCAAUGUUGGAUCCAGCCGUCCUAGGUUAGCGAGUGACAUGCCUGUGACGUACGUGUCACGGCCGUCAGUCCCCUCCCGCUCCGACUUGCGGGAGUCGCGGCGAGCCGAGCGUACGACGUCUGCCUCAGACAUACAGCGCAUACUGGCUUUCAAGAGACUCACUCGUAGCCUGCAGGACUACACGCACUACAAAUCUGGCACAAGUCCAACCUUACGGCAAAUGACCAGCGGGGGUCCGUCGCGCAGCCCGUUGUUCACUCCGUCAAUGUCGGCAGAGACGUCCAGGUCCAGAACCCACAAGUGCUGUAUUCGCCCGCAAGUUGGACGCAUAUACAGGACAGUAAGCAGUUCUUCUGAAACAGUCGGUGCGGGUGAUCCUCAGCCAUCUCAGAGCCGUUACCGGUCGCUACCAACUACUCGCUCCAGCGUCCCAUCAGAUAUAGACACCAGUCUGGCCGUGCCUGAGCAAGACCACUUCGUUAAUGUUGAUCAAUCUGAUGAAGACGUAGAAGCUGUCCAAGAGCCACCUGCAGUUCCUGAACAACCUGAUGAGAAUAAUGCCGAUGAAGAAAAUGUCCAAGCCCCAGCGCACGACACUGGCGGCGCCAUAUCGUUGGAGGAGGAGAUCGUGGAGGUGGACGCCCCGGAGGAGCCUGAGGCGGUGCCACCCACGGACAUCGAACCUGACGCCGCCGAUACACAUGCCAACGAUGACAACAACGCUGUGGUCACAAACUCUGAUGAAAAUGCUGAGACUGCACAAUCCCAGUCUCCAUUCCAAGGAGUCAAGAGGAAGCGGGAUGCAAGUGAUGAUAAUGGAGAGCCCUUCUCCGUACAGGAGUUUAAUCAAAGCCUGCUGCGCCUGCUGGAGUGCCCGGUGUGCCUGGAGUGGAUGGAGCCGCCCAUGUCGCAGUGCCGGCGCGGGCACCUGGUCUGCGGGCGCUGCCGCGCGCGCCUGGCGUCGUGCCCGGUGUGCCGCACGGCCUUCUCGUCCGUGCGCAACCGCGCCAUGGAGGGCGUGGCCGACAUGCUGCGCUACCCGUGCCGCCACGGCUGCGGCCGCGAGGUGCGGCUGCGGCGCCGCGCCCCGCACGAGGCGUCCUGCGGCGCGCGCCGCUACCACUGCCCCGCGCCGCCCUGCGCGCGCCAUCCGCCGCUGCCGCACCACGACCUCGCGCACCACUUCCAGUGUAAGCACUUACCCAUCCUGAAGAUUGGAGCGAAGCACAAGUUCUCAAUGAAGGUAAACUCGGAGCAACAUGAUACAUGGUUGAUCAUGGCACUGGAUGAGUACUUCCACCUGCGCGUCGACGUCGACAUCCGUACGUGGGGCGUCAUCGUGUACGUCUCCUACAUCGGGCCCAAGCGCAAGGCUAAACAUUACGUUUAUGAGGUCUCCGUGGUGGGGCAGCACAACUCUAGAAGCGUGACGUACAAACGAGCCACACACAGUGACCUCGAGAGCUCGUCGCUAAACGUGAGCCGUCAGGACUGCUUCCACUUGACACUCGACCAGGCACUCAACUUCCUUCGGUUCAAGAACAGACAUUGCGAGCCUGACAAGUUCUUAGAUUUCGAUGUCGAAAUCAGAACAGCUCCAGAUUUCAACUCUCAGGAAUUAAGAGAAGACUCUGAUUCAUAAAUCAUAUGAGUAUGUAACAAGGAUGAAGGGAUAUCUAAUCGUGCUACGAUAGGUGCAAAGAUGCGACGCCAGUGAGACAAGCUAACUGUAUUGCGCAGUUUAUAAAAUGCGUACUACUUUACCGCACCACGUAAUAACGCUGCGCUAAUGUGCUCCUAAACUAGCUACGGUUGUAUGAAAUUUGUUAUAUUGUAAGAUUAUUGUGUUUAAUCUGUGAUUUAUUGUUAUGCAAUUUAAAAUGUGACCUUUAAAUAUCUCACAUUUUAAAAUGCAAUAACCUUUAUUUUAUUCAAAGGAUAUCGAUUACUUUUAAAUCAGAUAGUGUUUAUAGUUUGUCGUAAUUUAGUAAUGUUAUAUCUUUGACAUCUACGUCUCAUAUCGCAUUGGUCUGGUAGUUACGUAUUCACAAUAGCUAUUUACAGAAAUAAACAGAUUCUCAAUAUUGUGUGGUAGUACAAUCACAUUUAUGGAAUGGUAGUAGUUAUAUUCUGUAGUUUCAGCUAAUCUCAAUUUUGAAGUUCUGAAGUUUCAAGGAUUAACACGUAAGUUUUGAAUGUACGUUAUAGUUACAGUAGACUAUAUUGCAUAUUUCGAGAAUAAAUCUACUUUUGUUGUCUAUAUUGGGAUUUACUCGUGUGUCGCACUAAAAAUUGGUUAAGCUUUGAUCGCUACGGUCAGGUAUAAGAGAUUACUACGAACUUGUCUACUACGGCAUCGUUAGCCCGACCGUGGCGGUCACAUAGAUAACCUUUUCAUACUUCUAUAGGUUUUUAAAAAUGUAAAAAUAAAUAGUUACUUCCGUAGAAGUAGAAAUGUCUGUUUCUAUCCUUCAGCAUGGUAAAACGUCCUUACCAUAAUCUGAUAACGCUAUUGUUCUUUAUAAAGCUUGUCCUGAGUAAAUCCCUAAAUCAAGGAACAGUGAUGGUGUAUUAUAAUACACAUAGUAUACAAUAUCUGAUAACUGUUAGAUCUAAUUAUUAUUAUUAUUCGUCAUAGUUGUAGAUUGCUCAGUGUUGAUAUAUAAUAUUUAAUAUAAUGUUAGUCGUACGUUAUAGGUUGCCGGAUGUAAUUAGCCGGUCAGUUUCGGCUUUAUACACCUUGGUCCGGCUAAAACGAUAAUAUUGAUCAUAAUUUCAUUUUAAAGUUAUCGUUUUCAAUCAAAAAUCGAGAAUAAAAAUCAUGUGAACAUUUUCCAUGACUUUCUUGUACAUAGUCUUGACUUGUCAGUCUUGUUAAAAUGAUGUGUCCGCCUUUAUUUAGGUAUAUUAUCUGGUAACAACGGUCCUUUACACAACUUGCGAUUGUCGGGUAAUCAUCGGAGAAGUGUACCGCGGUAUGACGUCAUGUACGGUCACAGUCAAAAGUCCACUUACAUUACAACGAUCAUUAUUGCCUGCGAUAUACGGGCUGCGGCGUCAUAUACACUAUUAGCAUAUCUUAUACAAGGUCAUAAGUACAACUUAUAUCCUAUGCAAGUUUUACACGUACUUACAAUAUGUGAUGUACUGGCCUGCAGUUCAACUUCUCUGUUAAAUGCCUAAUCAAUUCAACUUUAUUGAUUUGAUAUAUAGUCGAAAAUCCAGUGUAAAUAUUAAAAGAAUAUAGUAAGUUAUAAGUGUGGGAGAGCCGUGCUUCGGCACGAAUGGGCCGGCUCGA